AUGUGCGUGAGAUCAAUUUGCAUUCACCCCGUACCCGACGUUACUGAGGAUGAGAAAAGGGCGAAAGUUCAAAGCUCUAAUAUAGAACGAGAUUUGUUUGAACAAGCCAAACUUGAGGUGAACGUGAUCAAAAUAUUGCUACUUGGUGCUACAGAGAGUGGUAAGAGUACCAUGGUCAAGCAGAUGAAGAUCAUCCACAGUCAUGGCUUCUCCAAGCCAGAGCUUAUUAGCUUCAAGGCUGCAGUGCUGGAUAACCUCCUGACCUCCUUGAAGUUUGUGCUGCGCGGCAUGGGGCUGCUGAGGAUUAAUCUGGCCAACAAGAAGAACAAGGCCCAUGCCCGCGCUGUGCUGUCCUGUGGCCAGUGUUUCGGGGAGGACGGGGAGCUGCUGCCGUUUGUGGCCCUGUCUUUCUGCGCUCUCUGGGCCGACCAGGGUGUGAGAGCUGCAGCUGCCAGGGGCUACGAGUUCCAACUCAAUGACUCCGCGCUCUAUUUCUUUGAGAACAUAAGUCGGAUCAUCUCUCCCAGAUACAUUCCCACUGAGGCGGACGUACUGCGGGUGAGAGUGCGAACAUCCGGAAUCAUCGAGACUCGGUUUCCAGUCAAUCACAUGGUUUUCAGGAUGUAUGAUGUGGGCGGCCAGCGGACCAAGAGGAGGAAGUGGCUGAGCUACUUUGACUGUGUCCGGGCCGUGCUGUUUGUUGUGGCGCUCAGUGACUACGACAUGACCCUGAUGGAGGACCGCUCUAUGAACCGGCUACAAGAGAGCCUUGAACUCUUUACCUCCAUCUGCACCAACAUAGUUUUCAGAAGUACCUCAUUGAUUCUGUUAAUGAACAAAAGUGACCUCUUCCAGGAGAAGAUCUUAAACUCAGGAAGGCACUUGCGACUCUACUUCCCUAGUUACAAAGGAGCCGACUGGGACGUGGAUGCUGCCUCGCGUCACAUCACUGCCAUGUUUGUGGCCUGCAACAAGACCCCCAACAAGCUUGUCUUCCACCACUACACCACCGCCACGGACACCCACAACGUACGGGUGGUCUUCCACGUCGUCAUGGACACCAUCGUCAAGGAGAACUUGGAGGCGGUCUCGUUGCUAUAA
This is a messenger RNA of Salvelinus namaycush (lake trout), 1101 nucleotides long. RefSeq names its product guanine nucleotide-binding protein G(o) subunit alpha-like. Gene Ontology annotation, molecular function: guanyl nucleotide binding; G protein-coupled receptor binding; G-protein beta/gamma-subunit complex binding. Bases 1 to 1101 code for a protein of 366 amino acids. Gene Ontology annotation, cellular component: heterotrimeric G-protein complex. The record is from RefSeq and is a predicted model, not a curated record. Lineage: Eukaryota; Metazoa; Chordata; Actinopteri; Salmoniformes; Salmonidae. Gene Ontology annotation, biological process: adenylate cyclase-modulating G protein-coupled receptor signaling pathway. The transcript is spliced from 9 exons.